CGAGCGGCGGCUUGUUGGUUGCGUUGUGUUUAUCCGAUUUUUCUUUUAAUAUUUAUUUAUUUGAAAUUAUCUGUAUAUCGAAAUAGAAGCGGCCGCGUUAUGGCAUCACAGACCAAAUCGACGGCAUUAUCAACCGAACUCAACAGUUUUAUUUACGGUGUUUCAAAAAGAAACCUCCAAAAUGCUUUGGAGCUUACAAAGGUUGGAAUAUCCCUGCUCAAAAACUUUCCUGCUGCUAGGGAUGCAGUUUUGGAGUAUUUUGCAAUGGUUUUUCAUGAUGCAGUUAGUGUUGCUGUUAACCAGGCUGACUAUGCAACAGAGGGAACUGCAAAUGCGUCUCUGGAAAGCGUCAGUAUGAUUGGUCCAGAGUUGUGUAGUCUCGGGGAGUCAUGGGCUCCAUUUAUAUCACCGUGGUGUAUAACUCUUAUUAUGGAUAUUGCCAAAAAGAUGUCCAAUGUGCCAAAUACAACUCUCCAAAACACAGAUCCAAUAAGAGUUUUGCUAGACAUAACCACACAAAAUUUAACCUUGCUGGACUCUGAAGAGAGAGCAAAAUGCAUUGAUAUGAUGUUGGGGUCGUGGGGCUGGUCGUGGGCGGUGGGCUGGGUGGGGCGCGCGGAGCCCGCGCUGGUGGCGCCGCGCGCGCUGGCGCACGGCGCGGACGCGGCGCGCGAGGUGCUCGCCCACCUCGCCAACCACCCGCCGGCGCUCGUGCACAUACGCACGGCGCUGGUUGAUUUGUUUCAUGAAGCAAUAAAAGAAGAUAGCAAAAUAGAGAAGAAGCGUGACGUCAUACCUUACUUGCUGAAUCUCGCAUCCAAGUCUGACAUUGUAUUGAAGGCUUUGACUCAAGAUAUUGAACAGACAUUGACAGACGAACUGAUGGAGCGCGUGUGCGCACUGUGCGCCACGCACCGCCACAGCGCCACGUGGGAGGGCGUGGGCCCGGCCACGCUGGUCGCGCUGCUGCUGCGCGCCGAUGUGCGCUGUCUGCUGCUGCUGUUGAGGCAUUCGCAGAGGAACCUGUUCUGCAGGCAGUUAUUGGAAUACCUCCUUCAAAAGUUGGAACACGAAUGCCUGUAUCCAGAUAAAAAUAUACCUUUGCUGACGAGUGCAGCCGAGGAAAUCGACAUAGUUCGUGAGAAGUUGCUCACUGGGAACAAAUUAGAACAGUUUUCUUUGACCAGGAUUCUUAUAUUAGUGUGUUACAACCUACCAUCAGAAUUUGUCAGCACAAUAAGCUACCUCCUCCAGUACUCCCGCGACGAUUCCAAACUCGCUCUACUCGUCCGCAUUGUCUCUGGCACGGUCACUAUGCACGUGCCAAACGACUCUAUGGACAUGACCAUAGACACUGACAGAUACCAGAAUUUUAUAAAGACUGGCGUAGAGUACGCCUUGAGGGACGCCAUGAUAUCAGAUACAGAGAUAAAGAGAUGUUUUAUAGAGGGAUGCGUGCCGGAUGAUCAGAAAACUUAUUUGCAUCAUUUCUGCUUGAACAUUAUCAAGUUGUUGAGAUGGGAGAACUCUUCUCGCGUGCCGCACCUCCGUUCACGUCCCUUCGGGCGUGCGGUCGAAGCGAACUUAUACCGCGUCGGUGGCGCCCUCUCGGAAUACACGUCACUUCUGAGAACUAAACCCGAAUGUACUAUGGCGUCGUUAGAUGAGAUGCCUACAUGCCAUGCUAUUGCUGAGGUUCUCGACAGGGUAGAUAUGUCAGGAACGAAAUCUCCCCCUCCCAGUGUGGAGGUCAUCCUCAAGGUCGUCCAAGCAACUGUCAAAUAUUUCUUCAGGUGUCUGCAUCAAAAAGCAAUACUGGACAAGCUUCGCGGCGUGCAGGCCGCCUGCCGCUUAAUCCGCAAGUUGUGCUUACACAGCAAAGUGGCGAGGGCACUCGCCCUCAGGGAGUUACUGGAAGGAGCCAUGUUCAGACACGAAGCGGCCUUCGGAAGCCGUCCAGCGUCUUCGAUGGACAAGUGGCCUGACGACCAUCUCUUGAUACAUCUCAAUCAGAAACAUGGCCCCAUAACGCAGUUAACUCAAAGCCACACAUCAGUCUUCCACGCCGGAAUCAUCGGGAAGGGGGUUAGGAAACAAAACGAGUCUGACACUGGCGACAUACCCCCCAUAUUGACAACCAAUAAUGAGCUGCUCAUGGGAGCGCUCAUGUCUUGUAUGGACGGUAACAGUGGUAUAGUGGAGGGCGCCACGUCGCUCUCUUUGCUACUCGUCGAGUUGGUUUCCCCAGAUGUCAUGUACAACGGGCUACCGUGGCCUGAUGAAGAUUUCACUAAGCAAGUGAGCAUCGAACGCGAGCUCUAUAUGCGUUCCGUACUAGAGCGUUGUUGCGUGUCGCGAGCGGCUCUGCGUCGCGCGGCGGCCGCACGUCCCGCGCUGUGCCUCGCGUCCGCGCUACUGCGGGCCGCCGCCGCCACGCUGCUGCACCGCCGCAGCGCUCAGCUAGAUCGUCACACAAAUUCACCUGAAUUAGCGCGCGAGCGGGCGGCGUUAGCGGAGUUAUUGGAAACCAUGACUUUGGGACAACUGUUACCUCAUCCAUUAUGUCAUAUGUUAGAAUUGGCACCAGAACUAACUGCCAGCGAGAUUGUUCAAAUGCUACGAGAUUGUCUAUGGAACUAUACCAGAGACCAUGUGCCAUCGCCAGCACUGUUCACUUGCGAUUCAACAGGUCUUCAUUGGCGAGACCCGUCUACUUGCAAGCCGCCAGCUACAUACACCGAUACCUUGAGACUUAUCAUACAAAAGAGGAUAUCGAAACUAGGUCAUAUGUACCCAAUCAUGUUUUUAAAUCUGGAAAAGGAAAGCCAGUAAAGUUUAUUUGUAGACAAUAAUUAUUUUGGUAUAAUAAGAAAUUUUAUUUUGUACAUAUUAGCUGUAAGAAAAUAAAGUGCCUGCUUUGGACAGGUUUUUGUUUUAUUUAA
This is a messenger RNA of Amyelois transitella, 2942 nucleotides long. RefSeq names its product integrator complex subunit 5 (gene omd). The record is from RefSeq and is a predicted model, not a curated record. Gene Ontology annotation, cellular component: integrator complex. Gene Ontology annotation, biological process: snRNA 3'-end processing. The transcript is spliced from 17 exons. NCBI's taxonomy places the organism in Eukaryota, Metazoa, Arthropoda, Insecta, Lepidoptera, Pyralidae. The coding region runs from base 100 to 2832 and encodes 910 amino acids.